UCAGCCUAUUAAAAUGUCCGACGAGCACUAUAAUCCUCGAAAUCGGCUCAAAACGCAAAUAAAACGUCGAUCAAGCUGCCGAAACAUUCUCAACGCUGUGCCUCCACCGCCACCUACCGAUUUUGAAGGCUUGGAGGGAUUUACGGAUAGUUGUCCGGCUCCGACAGCGAAUAAUCCGUUUAAAGUCUCUUCCCCGCAAAAGAAGCGACAAAAACCCCAGGUGACCUUCUCACAAGACGAUCCGUUUGCAGCGAGUAUUUCGAGUUUCAGAAGCCCCGAUCCACUUAAAACGCCCACCAAAGGAGUGAGAAGCUCCCCGCGGAAAAGAAAAAGUCCACAGAAGUUUGAGAGAUUCCAGAGCUUUGAUCCAGCUCUUCUUCAAGAAUUCCAUCCGGUCGACUUCUCCGCGCUCCUUGCCACGUCGUCAUCGGCUCAAAAACCAGCAGAACCAGCCCAGGAGUCUGCCGAGGAUCUUCCAACUGAUCUUCGGAUCGGAAGCAAGAUGAGAAUCGUGUCAAAAGUCUCGUUUCCAUGGAUGAAUACGAGAAAAUCGACGGGAAAUGUGAUUGUCAAGUUUCAGACGAACGAUCGAUUCGAUGGAAUGCAAUAUUUUAAUAAAACGUUUCUUAAUGGCUAUGAGGACCCGACAGUGCCUCUCCCAGUGUCUCCAAUGUCAAUUCUUGAAGCUGCCUCGCUUUUCUACCAGUUUCCAGUAAUUCCAGGGCUCAAAAUGUAUCCAAGAAUCACCGCAGAGCAAGAAAACGUGUCCCGUGUCUCGCUGGCUCCACUGGUGACGAGCACAAUGUUGGAACAAUGGCAAGAGUGCUACGCGGAGCUCUACAGCUCGUAUAAAAAGGGACAACGUGGCAGUUUUUACGUGGCGACUGCUGUUUGCAACGUGCUUUUUACGAAAAUGCCGUUGUCGGGUGGUGGUGAUGAUGUGGCGGCAGAUGACACGUCACAAUCUUGCUCGCAGGCUUUUCGAGGGCAGAAGCUUGUCGCUGUGAUCACUCAUACGACGUCGGCGAUCCGAGAGCAUUUGAGAAGCCAGGGCGUCGACUUCGAGGCUCCAAAGCCCACAUCGUCUCUGAAGCGUGUCAGCAGUUCACCACAACUCCAUCAUGAUCAGUCAACACUGGAUUGCCUUUUGGCUUCAGAAUCCAAGGAGAACUCUCAAAUGGGACCAACAACAUUCGGUGGAAUCGAAAAUUCGGAAAAUUCCGAUGAAAGCCCGCUGAAAAAAGAUCAAGACAGUGAUGAGAACGAGAGUCCAAUGAAGCUGGCGAACCAAUGGUUGAAUGAGAUUGGGGUCUCACCGCGAACAGUGAAAAAUACUGUUUCGAGAGAACUCUCUUCCCAAGUGACUGAUCGUGCCGGUUUCCAGUGUCUUGUAGUCCAUGGCUCCAAGAUUCAUGCUCUAUUCAACGCGCUGAUGGAUUCGGACGUUGUACACGAGAAAACGGGUCCCUACACGAAAAUCCCGCCCACUCUAAUCGCCACGUCACCAUUUUUGUAUGGGCAGUUGCUCAGCUUGACGAAAUCAUCGAAUAUAUUCGCAAAAGCCGGAACCAAGUGCACGGAAUACGAGCUGAAGCUGGAAAAUGGUCCAGUGCUCCCGCAUUGUGCAAAAAUGAUGACCCAGUUCAUCCGCUCUACGAACAUGUGCUCGACGGAGGAGAAGCCGGUAACAAUGCAAGUCAUGGAUCGACAUACGAGUCAAGGAAUGUCUGAUUGGACGGAAACUGCCACCAACUGGAAUACUGUGACAAUUGCUGAGAAUUGUGUGAAAUGGACUAAGAAUUGAGAUUUUGAAGAAUUAAUUGAACAUCCUGUGAAAAAAAUUUUUCUAAGAUUUUGAUACAAGUUAUUUUUAUAUGAAUAUUAACAUUU
This is a messenger RNA of Caenorhabditis elegans, 1890 nucleotides long. It is a transcript of the gene dnsn-1, whose product is annotated as Downstream Neighbor of SoN homolog. NCBI's taxonomy places the organism in Eukaryota, Metazoa, Nematoda, Chromadorea, Rhabditida, Rhabditidae. Bases 14 to 1804 code for a protein of 596 amino acids. The transcript has 10 exons. Gene Ontology annotation, cellular component: nucleus. The record is from RefSeq and is marked reviewed.